This is a messenger RNA of Acaulospora morrowiae, 441 nucleotides long. The record is from the annotation of a GenBank genome assembly. Lineage: Eukaryota; Fungi; Glomeromycota; Glomeromycetes; Diversisporales; Acaulosporaceae.
CACAGCGUGGGUAAGACGUCGCUAAUGAAUCAAUAUGUGAAUAAGAAAUUCAGCAAUCAAUAUAAGGCCACUAUCGGUGCGGAUUUCUUGACCAAAGAAGUUAUGGUCGAUGAUCGCCUUGUGACAAUGCAGAUUUGGGAUACCGCAGGUCAAGAACGUUUUCAAUCCCUGGGCGUCGCAUUUUAUCGUGGGGCCGAUUGCUGCGUUCUUGUCUAUGACGUGAACAACGGAAGGAGUUUUGAGACGUUAGACAGUUGGAGAGAUGAAUUCUUAAUUCAAGCUUCCCCACGAGAUUCCGAGAAUUUUCCUUUUGUUGUCUUGGGCAAUAAAAUCGAUAUGGAAGAGUCGAAGAGAGCGGUCUCUCAGAAACGCGCGAUGACCUGGUGCCAGUCCAAGGGUAAUAUUCCCUAUUUUGAAACAAGCGCAAAGGAGGCGAUCAAU